AUGUUACUCGUUGUAGAUCCAACAAAUGAAAGUUUAUUAUCAACUGAACAGAACAAAUCUACCACUGUCGGUCGAUGUGCUAGUGAUCGCCGAGCAGCACCUGAACGACCAGCUACAGCGAAAAAUCGUUCAAGCAGUAAUCCACAAAUGGGUGGAAACACAAUUGAUGAAUUACUUAGUAAUCAAGCUGGCAAUGAUACCGUUAAUCAACAAGAUUCAACAAAUCAAAAUAGCAGUCCUUCUGAAUCAGUAGUUCAACAAACAACGGAUGAUGAUAGCGAUCUUGAAGCUGAUGUAAAUACUUUACCAAAUUUAAGCGAAUUUAUUUCCAAUGAUGUUCUUCAAGUUCUCUAUCAAACAAGAGAAUGGAAAUUUCAAACAACAAUCAAUGAAUUGAUUCAUACACAACGUACGCAUUUAAAAAGUUUAAAAAUCAUGGUUAAAUGUUUUCGUGAACCUAUGGAACACUUUCAUGGUAUUAGUCCUGUUGAACUUGAUUGUAUAUUUCGAAAUCUUGAUCACCUUAUUCAAUUGCACACUCAAUUUAAAAUUGCACUUCGUCAACAUCGUGAAGAAGCGAAAGAUCAUGUUGUUCGAAAUAUUGGCGAUUUAGUUCUUAAAUUUCUUGAUGGUGAGAACGGUGAAGAGUUUGCUCGUGCUUGCGCCUAUUUUAUUGAAGAUCAAGCGCAAGCAUUAAAAUUAAUUAAAAAAAAGGAACAGUCACCAGAGUUUGCAUCUAUGAUGCGAAUAUGUGAAGCAAAUCAUUUGUGUCGUCGUUUAACAUUAAAAGAUUAUUUACCAUCUGUAAUGACACGUUUUACUAAAUAUAAAAUGUUAUUUGAAGCGAUGAAAAAAUUUGUUUCCGAAGAUCCUAUAGAAUCGGAAAAAUUAAAUCGAUGCAUUGAAUGUGCUGAUAAUAUAUUGAAAUGUAUGAAUUCAGCACGUUUAAAAAAAGAACAAGAAGCGUUGUUAAAACAAAUCAAAGCAAAUCUUGAUAUACAAAUACCUAAUGAUGACAAAUUACGAAAUCUUCAAGAUUGUCUUGAAGUAGCAAACAAUCGUUUAAUUCAUUCUGGUACAUUGAAAUUAUUGCCUGAUUCAACAAAUCAAAAAACCGAAUUCGAAUGCUGCCUUUUCAAUGAUAUAUUUGUUUUUUUUCAAAAAAUACCAAUGCAAUCAUUGGAACAGCGUGGUAUUGAAGAAUCGUUUCGAUACAUUUUAAAAGAACAUCAACGUGAUGCUAAUACCGGCCGUCAUCAAAGAUCACGUGCAGUUGUAACUCCUAAUAAAUACCCCAGUGGACAAAAUUUCAUUUUAACACCCAUUAUUCGACUCGAACAUUUAUUAAUCAAGAAAAAAGCGUGCGGAGGUACUCGUUCUUUCUAUGUCAUUGAUACAGAUAAAAAACAACUAAUUGAAGUUGAAGCUAAUUCAAAAGAUGAUCUUGAAAAAUGGUUAGAAUGGAUAGAAAAAGCAAAAUUAUUUUCAAACUCUUCAAGUGGAAAGAAUUUACAUGUAUCGUCUUCAACAGCAACAAUACAAUCAACGAUAAAUGACGAACAAUCUAAUAUUGAAACAGUCGAAUCCAAUGACAAGACUAUGUCAGAAUCUAUAUUAAAUUCAAUAAUGAUAAAUGAUACAGAAAUCAGACGUUUAUUACAUGAAAAACAAAUGCUUCUAUCACGCCUGGUUAACAUUCCUCAAGAUACAUCAAUUUUUUCUACACAAUCAAUAAAACCAAAUUCAUCGUUAGAAGCAAUUACAUAUGCAACUAGUUAUCAUAAUGAACUAAUGCAAAUAAUUAAUCAAUUAUCAAAUGAAAUCGAUAAGACUGUUGAUAUACAAUCUAUUUCAACACCUUUAAUAAAACUUGGCGAGCAAUUAACAUCAACAUUAAAAUUACUAAAUGAAAGUUCAAAAAAUGCAGAUAAUGAAAACGAUGUAUUUCAAAUUAAUAGUAAUUCAUUGAAUCUACAGCCAUCAAUAAAUACUGAUUCAUCGCAAAGUUAUUCUGAUUUAUCCAUGUCAUCUCGUCAUUCAUCUAAAUCGUUUGGUUCAGUAGUAAAUUCAUAUCAGCAGCAGCAACAACAACAACAACAACAACAGCAAUCAUCAAUUACUGAUUUAGAUGAAGUAAUGAAAUCGCCGCCAUUGAAAAGAUUACAAAUUGGUGGAGAAAUUCAUGAACGUUAUGAUGAAGAAGUAUUUGAUGAUGGUGGUGUAAGUGAAGCUGAAGAAGAUGAAAAUAAUAGUGAUGAUAGUGAUGAUGAAGAUGAAAUUGAACAUUUCGACGUAACCGAUUGUAUUAUAACAGAUAUUGAUAGUAAUCUACGGCAAGGAGAAAAAGCUGAUAAUUUAGAUGAUAAUCAAAGUGGUCAAAAGAAUUCAAGUAAUAAUACAUCAACAGAAGGUCCGGUGAAAUUAGACUUUAAUAAUGUGACAGUAGAAAACAAUAUAAAACAAAAUGAUGAUGGAUUACAUGAAGCCAGUGAAGCAUGA
Molecule: messenger RNA, 2499 nt
Organism: Rotaria socialis
Lineage: Eukaryota; Metazoa; Rotifera; Eurotatoria; Philodinida; Philodinidae
Source: the annotation of a GenBank genome assembly